UCCUACAUAUCCGCAACAGCCAGCCCUCAAUAUGUAUGGAAAUCGCCAGCUGGCGUACGCGCCUACGCCGUACAUCCCGCGAUCCACUCUGUCUGCCACCAUCAAUCUCGACGAGGAAGUCAAACUCUCCACGACAAGCGCCGAACGCGACCUCAAUGACUCCCUCGCCGAAAUCUACAGCAUCAUCGUCACCCUCGACGCCCUCGAGAAAGCCUAUCUCAAAGAUUCCAUAGCCGAGACCGACUAUACCGAAACAUGCAGCAGGCUACUCAAACAGUACAAGUCAAAUCUUGCCGACGACACCGUUUUGCAAGCCUUUGGCGACAUUGAAUCCUUCAAGCGGGAGUGGGAUAUGGAAUGCCCCCGCGCGACCGAACGCAUACGAAUUGGUAUACCCGCUACCGUAGAACAAGGCCCGACACAUAAACCCUCCCAGCAAGGCGAAACGGCGGAUGCUACCCUUCUUGUGAUUGCCACAGAGAACUUCAUUACUCUGCUCGACGCCAUCAAGAUCGGUUUGAUCGAGAAAGAUACCCUUCAUCCACUUCUCGUCGAGAUCAUACAGGCUGUGAACAAAGUCACAGACCAGGAUUUUGAGAGCAAAGGCAAAAUCGUGCAAUGGCUCAUCACCCUGAACCAGAUGCGAGCAGCUGAGAAGCUGAAUGACGACCAAGCACGCGAAUUCCAAUUCGACAUGGAGCAGGCAUACUACGGCUUCAAAGCUACAUUGACAAGAAAUUAG
Molecule: messenger RNA, 742 nt
Organism: Periconia digitata
Lineage: Eukaryota; Fungi; Ascomycota; Dothideomycetes; Pleosporales; Periconiaceae
Source: the annotation of a GenBank genome assembly